GUGUGUGUGUGUGGCGGAAGGCGGCGGGGCCGACCGGGGAUGUGGAGAGCGGGCAUGGCCGCCGGGGAGGGUUUGGGCCCGGCGCUGCGGGCCGUCACCGAGCAGGUGCAGCAGGCGGCAGCGCGGAGGCCGCAGGGUCUCCCGGCCGUGCAGCCACGGCUGGUGGCUGUCAGCAAGACGAAGCCAGCAGAGAUGGUGAUCGACGCCUACAGCCAUGGGCAGCGCAGCUUCGGGGAGAACUACGUUCAAGAGUUGCUAGAAAAAGCAUCAGACUCCAGAAUUCUGUCCUCUUGUCCAGAGAUUAAGUGGCAUUUUAUUGGCCAUCUGCAGAAAAAUAACGUCAACAAGUUGAUCGCUGUCCCUAACCUGUUCAUGUUGGAAACAGUGGAUUCUGUGAAACUGGCAGACAGAGUCAACAGCUCAUGGCAGAAAAAAGGGUCGUCUCAGAAGCUGAAGGUCAUGGUGCAAGUUAACACGAGUGGAGAAGACAGUAAGCAUGGCCUUCCUCCUGGAGACACCACAGCCGCUGUGGAGCAUGUCAUCAACAAGUGUCCAAGCCUGGAAUUUGUGGGGCUGAUGACAAUCGGCAGCAUUGGGCAUGACCUUAGUAAGGGCCCAAAUCCUGACUUCCAGAUGCUGCUAUCUUUGCGGCAGGAAGUGUGUGAAAAGCUCAAUCUCCCCGUUGAGAAGGUGGAGCUGAGCAUGGGCAUGUCCACAGACUUCCAGCACGCAAUAGAGGUUGGAUCCACAAAUGUCAGGAUUGGAAGCACUAUUUUUGGAGAGCGAGAUUAUUCCAACAAAGCAGUCGAUGGCAAGGCCCCUGCUGAAACUAAAGGCAAAAUGGAGACCUUGACGGCGCAAGGUCAUUAGAUGGGAAAAAAAGUGGCCUCAACAGAGGACAGAUGAUGGGAGACCUCACUAUGCAUUCUUACCUCCCUCCACGUCGGUACCCGAUCAUGAUGGUGAGAGGGAAUUCCCUGUAACAGAACAGAGGCCAGAUAUGCCUCAUAAUUUAUUGUGAUUAUAGAGUACCCAUAGAAACUGGAAAUUUUAAUAACCAACAAAUUAUAAGAAAAUUUAUGGUUGAAAGUGACUGUGGUAUCUUGGCUCCUUCAGGGUCAUUAAGAACAGUGACUUUUGGAUAACUAGGUUGAACAAACUAAAUACUUUUCAGGAUGGAGUUGCUAAUGAGCAAGAUGUAUCUGCAGCAGUGUCGGUGACUGUGUUUUCACUGAGGACUAAAUUCUUCAUUAAACAAGUUAUAAUCUUGCCAGAGACCUAUAAAUGCUUCCCCAAAUAAAAGUUUUGCACGUGGUCACUACUGAGGGAUGCUUACAUAGAAACUGUGAUAGAGACAUACUGUGACGCUGGAGAGACUAUAUCCAUUUAAACAGAGGACAAAUAGCAAGCACACAAGGAUGGAUAAGGAACACAGUUGCCAACAUGAAUUCAUGGCGUAAUGUUUUGGAUGCAGAUCGUAAGUGUGGGAGUGUCUUUUCAGCUGAAUUUUGUAUUUGUUCUUUUCAGGCUGACACUGCUAACUUUUCCCAUUGGUUCCGUGUCUGCUCAGAUCUUCUGGGAUGCUUUCAACCUUCCCCUCUUGUGAAGUGUUGUUGGGAGUUAUUUUCAUCCUGCGUAGUAGUUUUUGACACUGCAAGUUGUUUUUGGUCAGAAUGGGGCUUUUCAGCAAGGUCCUCGGUCUGUCAGCUUGCUGUUGCUUUCCAAGGCAAGCCACUUAACCAUUUGGUGCUUCCACCAUCCCAUCUGCAUCUGUAUGAGGAUAAUAGUACUUGCUUGUCUCACAGGGCAGCAGUGAGGUUUGCUAGAGGCCCUUCAGGAAAAGUACUUCAGAAAGUUAAGGUGUUAUCGUUCCAUGUGUUCUAGGUUCCUGAAAAAAAGUCCUGUUGCCACUGACAAAGCUUCUAGGCUAUGUCUUAAUAUCUUAAGCGCUGGUCUAGCUGUCGCUUCUCCUGAAAGAGGGAAACGAGACUCUCUCACUGCAGUAACUGUUUCAUUCAGAUGUGAGCAGAAGCUCCUGCAUUGUCACGUGCUAUUUGGCCAACGGUAGCUAUGGCAAGUCUCUCUUGUAACCUGUGUUACAACUACAUUUUUGGGCUUUUGUGUGCUGCUAAGAGGAGGAGACACCGGUUGCCAGCAGAAACAUCCUUCCCAGGCUUUUCUCUGUGUGCGUGUGGUUAAAUCUAGCUGUUGGUUUUAUUCUCUGACUAUUAAUGCUGAAUGUAAAAGAAAAGAGUCAACUCUUAACACCAACCUGUCAUAGCUACACGGUUUAGAAGCAACAUGCAGUCUGAGCUGCCCUCCUCGGCACUGCACCAUGUGUUGUUUCAUAGUCUAUUAAUAAAAAGUGGUGAAUUUUAAUACCAUCUGUGCCAACUAUAAAGCUAUUAAAGAUGUUAUUUUUAUGUUCCAGCGUUGUGAAUAAACGCCCUGAGUUGUCGUUGAA
Messenger RNA from Harpia harpyja (harpy eagle), 2464 nucleotides. RefSeq names its product pyridoxal phosphate binding protein (gene PLPBP). The coding region runs from base 40 to 870 and encodes 276 amino acids. The record is from RefSeq and is a predicted model, not a curated record. Lineage: Eukaryota; Metazoa; Chordata; Aves; Accipitriformes; Accipitridae. The transcript has 8 exons. Gene Ontology annotation, molecular function: pyridoxal phosphate binding. Gene Ontology annotation, cellular component: intracellular anatomical structure.